AUGAUGACAAAUAUAGAAGUUGAUAAUGAUCAUGAAUUAGACGAAAUAAUUCGAGUCGAAACUCAGACAUGUCAAAACGCUUCUCUUUAUGACCAAUGUUCAUCCAAUGUUGCAUGUGGUUGUCUUCAGUCGGCUCAUACGCCUAAUGAUGGCAUUUGUUCUUAUCUGUAUGUCUCAUGCUCUGAAUUGAGUGCAUGUGCAGUCGAUAAUCGAACAUGUUGGGAACCUGAACAUGAAUGUGUAACACAUCCACAUUGUCAUACUGGUCCAUUGUGUUAUCCAUUGAACAUGGCCACACAAACUGUAUGUCCACCUAUAUUGACGACAACAAGUAAUCCUUCAUUACCUCAAGACGGAAUAUGCGCCGAAGCAAAAUGGAAUCGAAAUGGUGUUAUUAUAGCUGGGGGAAACUAUGGGUCUGAUCUGAAUCAACUCAUGGCUCCUCAUGGUAUGUUUGUUGAUGAUAAUGAUACGAUCUAUAUUGCAGAUGGUGCAAAUCAGAGAAUAGUUAAAUGGGUGCCAGGGGCUAAUAGUAGCCAAGUAGUAGCCGGUGGCAAUGGAAAAGGUAACAAUAGUGACCAGUUUGAAUUUGUAACAAAAGUUGUUGUUGACAAAAAUGGAACCAUGUUUAUAUGUGAUACUUAUAAUCAACGAGUACAACGAUGGUUUAAGGAUGCUAAUCAUGGAGAAACAAUUGUUGAUGAUAUUUUAUGUUAUGGAUUAGCAAUGGACAACGAAGGAUCUUUGUAUAUCUCCGAUCAGAUUGAGAAUAGCGUAGUAAAAUUGCCCGGUAGACAAAUAGUUGCCGGUGGAAAUGGAAAAGGAUUUGAUAUAAAUCAAUUAAAUGAUCCCAAGCAUAUAUUUGUCGAUCGGGAUAAGUCAGUAUAUGUGGCUGAUAAUUUUAAUUAUCGAGUGGUGAAAUGGCCUGCUGGUGCUGAAGAAGGCAUUAUUGUGGCUGGUGGUAACGAACAAGGAGAUGAUAAGAAUCAAUUGAGUUCACCACAGUCGGUGGUCGUGGACGAUUCGGGCACUGUCUAUGUUCUUGAUUAUGGUAAUGAUCGAGUAACGCGUUGGUUUAAAGGUUCUACAUCAGGCAAUAUUAUCCUCGGUCGAUCAGGAUGGGGUGAUGACACAUCUUAUGUAUAUCGUGCAAAUGAUUUGGUAUUCGAUCGUCAUGGAAACUUGUAUGUUGUCGAUAAUUCGAAUGUUCGCAUUCUUAAAUUUACUAUCGACAAAAGCGCUUGUCUAACAGAAUGA
This is a messenger RNA of Rotaria sordida, 1257 nucleotides long. Lineage: Eukaryota; Metazoa; Rotifera; Eurotatoria; Philodinida; Philodinidae. The record is from the annotation of a GenBank genome assembly.